GGGGGAGGCGCCUAUUGCUUGCACACUUGCACUACUAUCAAACCGGAGCACAUUUUCCCAGCCUGCUGCUGCUGCUGCGUCCUCUGCAGCUCAAAAAAAAAAAAAAACACAAAAAGAACAUUUCCCGCCACAGGAGGAGCAGGAUUUCCUCACUGGAAGCGUUUUACCUACCCUGCCAUGGAAGCUGUCCCAGGAUUGGAACAUAGUGCUGGGAGGUCAUUGUCUUCCUAUGGGUGUCCUUUAAGGUCUCCAAGGACUGGUGUCCUUUGGCUGCUGUGGACUCUGCUGACCCACGUGUGGACCUUCAACCUGGAUUCCACUCACACUCUGCACAAAGUGGGCGACCCCGGGACAUUUUUUGGCUUCUCUCUUGCACUUCAUCAGCAGCUCACACCAGAACCUCAAAGCUGGAUUCUGGUGGGGGCUCCCCAGGCAGCAGGCCGUGGUUCCUUGCGGGGCAGUCGACCGGGAGCUCUGUUCAAAUGUCCAAUCACACCCGAAGAGUAUGACUGCGAGAGGGUGGACAUUGACAGUGAAGUGGUUCUAAGCAGAGAGAGCAAAGACAACCAAUGGCUGGGUGUUACUGUCAAGAGUCAAGGCAUUGGAGGCAAGGUGGUGACUUGCGCUCACCUUUACGAGCUCAGGCAACGUGUGCACCAGGCCUCGGAAACACGCGACCCCAUCGGACGUUGUUACGUCCUGAGCGAGGACCUGACAGAGCGAGACGACCUGGACGGAGGGGAGUGGAAGUUCUGUGAGGGUCGACCACAGGGUCACGAGCAGUUUGGAUUCUGUCAGCAGGGUCUUGCUGUCAGUUUCACCCCAGAUAACAACUUCAUUCUGUUUGGGGCGCCUGGGACCUACAACUGGAAAGGUGAAAUGCGCGUGCAGCUGCUUAACCAGACUCUGCUCGACCUCGGUUUCUAUGACGACGGACCCUACGAGGUGGCAGAUCAGAAACAGCUUAACGCCCAGCUCAUCCCGGUGCCCUACCACAGUUACCUGGGAUUCUCUGUGGACUCGGCCAUGGGGAUCAUGAACCUGGGGGAGCUGACCUUUGUGGCAGGUGCACCCCGGGCUAAUCACACUGGGGCCGUGCUGCUGCUACGUAAAGACAACGUUUACCGCCUGGUGCCGGAGCACAUUUUCUGGGGGGAGGAGCUGGCCUCUUCUUUCGGAUACUCCGUGGCGACCACCGAUCUCAACAAUGACGGCUGGACCGACCUGAUUGUGGGAGCUCCGAAUUUCUUUGAUCGCAAAGCAGAGAUUGGCGGCGCCGUCUACGUGUACCUGAAUCCCUUUGGUCACUGGGAUGAUCAGGCUCGGCCUAUCCGUCUUAAUGGGACAUAUGACUCUAUGUUCGGCAUGACGGUCAGCAAUGUAGGAGAUCUGGACCAGGAUGGAUACGGAGAUAUCGCCGUUGGCGCACCGUUUGAUGGAGACGGCAAGGUCUUCAUCUACAGAGGUUCGGAUUCUGGGAUUGAAACAAAACCUGCUCAGGUUCUGGAUGGCCGAGACUUUGACGUGAAGCGUUUUGGGUACUCCAUCUCAGGUGGUCUGGACAUAGAUGAGAACCACUAUCCAGACAUGGCGGUGGGGUCGCUCAAUAAUUCAGUGGUGCUCUUCCGGUCUCGCCCGGUCAUCCACGUAAUCCGGGAGAUAUCUAUCGAUCCGCAGUUCAUUGAUAUGGCUCAAUACAACUGUAGAGGCAGAGACGGAGUCUGCAUUGAGGUCAAGGCCUGCUUCAUCUUCUCAGCCCAUCCAGUCCACUACUCACCUCAUUUAACACUGGUGGUGCGCUUUGAAGCUGACACAGACCGCAGGAAGUUGGGCCUGCCGCACCGCGUCAACUUCCUGGGCGGCAGUUCCCUGGAGCCCGAGUACACUCAGACCGAGGAAGUGGAGCUCCAUCGCCAGAAGCACCCGGCGUGCACCACUGCUGUCUUCCAGCUCCAUGAGAACAUCCAAGACAAGCUGCGCCCCAUCUCCUUGUCCAUAACCCACACCAUCAAAGCUAUGCCUCCUCACCGACACGCCGGACCCAACAGGCUGGAGAAACUUCCUCCCAUGCUCAAUGUGUCGCCCUCCAACACGCUGCACUCGGAGGUGAACUUCCUUCGCGAAGGAUGCGGCAACGACAAAAUCUGUCAGAGCAACCUGAAGCUGAGCUACCGUUUUGGAACGCGACCCCUGACCUCUGACCUUUUCACUCCCCUGCCAAGAGACGAGGACAACGUCCAGGUGUUCUCCUUGUCCGACCAGCGCCUGGUGGUGCUGGAGAUCACCGUCACAAACAUGCCAUCAGACCCUCUCAGCCCAGAAGAGGACGGGGACGACGCCCACGCCGCACAGCUGCUUAUUUCGCUUCCGAAAACUCUGUCCUACGCCGGCUCCAGGGUGAAUUCCCAGAUGCGCUGUCAAGCCAACCAGAAUGGUUCUGAAGUAGAAUGCGACCUUGGGAACCCGGUUAAAAGAAACACGAAGUUAAAAUUCUCCAUCAACUUGAGCACGGCCGGCAUCACCAUCGAAACCACAGAGUUGACCGCUGACCUCCAGCUAACUACAAUCAGUGAGCAGCCUGACUUGGUGCCAAUCACAGCAAUGGCUAAAGUGGUGAUAGAGCUCCCCCUGUCUGUUAUUGGGCUGGCUCGCCCUCACCAACUGUUCUUCAGUGGCGCCGUUAAAGGCGAAAGCGCUAUGAACAGCUUGGAGGACGUCGGCAGCCGCGUUGACUUUGAGUUUGUGGUGGCCAAUCCAGGGCAGGCCCUGCAAACUCUCGGCUCCGCCUUCCUCAACAUCAUGUGGCCUCACGAGCUGGCCAACGGGAAGUGGCUGCUGUACCCGGCUAGCUUGAACUUUGAGGGUCACUCGGCCUCUCACUGCACGCCCGCCGGGGCCGUGAACCCGCUGAGUCUGCACAGACCUUGGCUUGCAGAACCCUCGCAGCCUCUCAAUCACACGCAGGCUGGACGGACUCGUCGCUCUCAUCCGGACCACGAAGGUGAAGAAAUGAUCAAAGGCAACGUGAAGCGAACUUCUCCUGCUGUGGCGGCUUCAGAAAGACGCAAGUCUCUUAAACUGGAUUGUCUCCUGGGUUCGGCGCGCUGCGUUCUCUUCCAAUGUCCUCUUCACAGCUUCUCCGGCCAGGCGGUGCUUAAGAUCCACGGCCGGCUGUGGAACAGCACCUUCAUCGAGGAGUUCCCGUCAGUCAGCGCCCUGGAGCUGCUGGUCAGAGCGGAAAUCACGGUGAAGUCCACCAUCAAACAUCUGGUGCUCAAGGAUGCUGCUGCUCAGGUUCCAGUGAUGAUCUACCCGGAACCAGGCCUAGCGGACCAGUACUCUAUCCCCUGGUGGAUCAUCCUCAUCGCCGUCUUGGCUGGCAUUCUUCUCCUGACCCUGUUGGUCUGCAUACUGUGGACGUGUGGCUUCUUCCAGCGGGCCCACCACAAAGACAAACUGCCUCAGCACCACGCCGUGAAGAUCCCCCGCCAAGACCGCCCCCAGUUCCAGACGGAGAAGUCUGGCGCUCAGGUGAAAAAGGAAUGGGCCACACACUGGAGCGACAGGACCUCAUAAGCUCCGCCCACCACCCCCAACUAAUGUGUCACUAGACGGAACUAAUGGACUAAGAACAAGCGUCGGCAUGCGCAGGUCAGCGCCGCCUCAUGACAAAGAUGAUGUCAGGACAUCGGUCUGUACAUGACGUUGAAGAGGAAUACUACUCUGUUUCGCCUUAACUGACGACUUGACGACUGUACGGACCUUUUUGUGUCCGACGGAUCUAACUUAGCUAUAACAAUGGAAAAUGUAUGUUGAGUUUUAAAAAAAAAAGGUGAGAAAAGUCGUUUAAAUACCAACACUAGUAGCACUUUUCUUUAAGAUCGUCAUGCUUCAUGCGUGAUCUUUUUUUCUGGGUUAUGUGGCGGCUGGAGCCUAUCCCAGCUAACCUACGUCCUGGACCGUUCUACCCGUAUGCUUUCACACAGAGAUCACUACUGUACAGAAUCCAGUGAAGGAGGGAUGCUUGCAUGCAGUAUUCUGAUACUCGGAGUGUCUGCUGUGACGUACACUAUAUUGCCAAAAUUAUUCGGCCACCUGCCUUGACUCACAUAUAAAAUAACCCAUAGGGUUCAGUAUGAUGUGUGUGCACCUUUUGCAGCUAUUACAGCUUCAACUCUUCUGAGAAGGCUGUCCACAAGGUUGCGGAGUGUGUUUAUAGGAAUUUUCCACCAUUCUUACAAAAGCGCAUUGGUGAGGUUGAUUGAGAAGGCCUGGCUCUCAGUCUCGGUUCUAAUUCAUCCCAAAGGUGUUCUAUCGGGUUCAGGUCAGGACUCUGUGCAGGCCAGUCAAGUUCAUCCACACCAGACUCUGUCAUCCAUGUCUUUAUGGACCUGGAACUAAGGGCCCAAGCCCAUCACCUGAAAAACCAACCCCACACCAUUAUUCCUCCUUCCACCAAAUUUCACACAAAAUGUACCGCACUACUGGCAACAUCCAAACCCAAACUGGUCCAUCAGAUUUCCUGAUGGAAAAGCGUGAUUCAUCACACCUGUGGCCGGGAAAAGUGAUUAGGACACCUGAUUCUGGCAAUAUAGUGUACGUCCAACAGUUUCUUCCAUUAUAAACAGGCCAGGGAAAUAAAGUCAGGAUGCGCUUUCACACAUGCACAGUUCCAGCCUCUUUUCCGACCCUGAUGCUACAUUUGAAGGUGCAAGGUUGUAUUUUACAGAACACCAAAGAACAGAAAAUAUGCCAGCUUUUAAAGGCUGUGUGAUGGUAAUUGGAAUUAUUUGGGGGGUCCUUUCACACAGGUGUUAUUCUGCCACGUUCACAACAUCGAAAAGUUGUUCAGUUUCUAGAUUGACUUCUGUCUAAUUUCGUGUCACACAGGAAAAAUGGCAGAUUCUACAUGCUUUGUGAAAGGGAAUGAUUACGGUAUUUUCCGGACUAUAAAGCUCACUUAAAAUCCUUUUUUUUCCCUCGAAAUUUAACAGUGCGCCUAAUGUACAGAAUAAUUCUGGUUUUGUUUACCAACCUCAAAGCAAUUUUAUUCAGUACAUGGUGAAAUGAUAAAUGAGACUAGUAGAUGGCAGUCAAACAUAAGAGAUAUGUGUAGACUGCAAUAUGACUCAAGUAAACAAGACCAGCAUUUUAUAUGUUCCACUGAAAGAAUAGAACAUUACACAAGGCGCUCAAAAAUCUAUCAAAAUGUUUUAGUUCGAUUUUGGUAAGCCAUGAAGCCACACCACUUGAUGGAUAUGAGUAUUAUUAUGGUGUGUGUAUUAGGUAAGACAUAUUGUCUGGCGUUUUGUUUUGCAAUACCAUGCAAAAGCAAGUUUUCUUACCUUGUGGUACCUGCUGAUCUGUAUUUGGGAUCUGCAUGAAUCCUGAAAAAUUGCGCGCAUCCGCAUUUGUAGUCUGUGGGACACCGUAAUUGAUAAGCUUGUUCUUUUUCUCUAUCUUCUUGUUAUGAGACAAUCAUCCUCCGCUGUGGCUAUUUCUAAUAUAGAGUAGUGUAAAGUUGUUACUUAUAUCUGUCAGUAAACUCGCAACAAGAGCGCUAACACAUACAGGUGUAGUGAGUUUACAUUAUUCACCCAAGGAACUUUGGUUAUUAGAGAGUUCCGGUCGGAGGGUUUUUCACGGGACACGCCUUGUAGUUGUUUCCGGAUGACGAGAUGCUGCGCCGUUAUUGAUUGAAGUAAAGUCUGAAUGUCAUUGAAACAGUUAGCGCCAUCUUUUGACACUUCUUCCACCUCCGUCCUUGCACGCUACACCGCGACAUCAAAGGCUUGAAGAUGAUCUGUAAAAAAUUAUCCAUGCAACAUUUUACCAAAGAACCACCAUCUCAGGUUAUGUAGACCACAAGAAAGUAUUUUACAUUUAGAAAAAAGUAAUAAUAAUAUGACUCCUUUAAUGCGCCUUGUAAUCCGGUGCGCCUUAUAUAUGAAAAAAAUAUUAAAAAUAUAUAAUUCGUCGGCAGUGCGCUUUAUAAUCCUGUGAGCCCUAUGUUCCGGAAAAUACGGUAGGACUGGUGAUCACUCCCUUGUUCAGGCAUUGUGGAAUACCCUUAUACACAGUUGCUGUCCUGAAGUUGCCAGAUUGACUUUUUGACUUACAUUUUGUGUCUGUGCCAUUUGCACUAAAGGAUAAAGUUAAUACGGAAUUCCCUUACAUACAGUUGUUACCCCGUUUCUUUUGUUGCUCCAAAAGAUCAAAAAUGUUGACAGGUUGACCUCUCAUUUUGUGCUGUUACCGUUUAUACAGAACAGUCGCACAUGAUGGAAAAACUGUUGCAGAGAGAGCUUUAGGUUGAAUAAAUGGUUGGGAUACCCUUUCACAAAAGCAGUGUCGCGCCUCUGUUAUGGCUCUGAUAAAAUUGCAAGGCUGACUUUGGCGUGUCGAUACUGUUUCUGCAGAACAAAACUGCUGUUCCAGGUAGGACAACAUAAUUAGGUCUAGUUUAGACUCCCCCGGUGCUUUCCCGGCUCUGUUACGGGUCUGAUACCCCUCAACUCCGAAAUGGUGGAAAGUUUACAGAAUUGGUUUUUCACUCCCGUUUUGUGUUAGUGCUUUUCAUACAGACUGAUAAAGUUUGAGGCUAUUGGUAGCUAAAGUCAUUGCGGAAUUUCCCUUGCACACAGAUGUUUUCCUGAUUCUUUGAUGGCUCUUAUCUAAAAGUUUAAAAUGGUCGACAGGAUGACCUGUUAUUUUUGUGUUGUUACCGUUUGUACAGAACAGUCACACAAGUUGUAAAAAUGCCGGCAACAGGAUGAGAGAGCUUCAGGUUGAAUAAGUAACUCGGGAUACCCUUUCACAAAAGCCUCUGUUACGGAUCUAAUAAAAUUGCAAGGCUGAUUUUAGCUGUCUCUUUGUGUGUCAGUACUGUUUUUGCAGAAAAGCGACACAGAAAAAAACUACUGUUCCAGGCAUGAAAAAAUAAUUCGGUCUGGUUUUGACUCCCACUGGUGCUUUCCCGGCUCUGUUACGGCUCUGGUACCCUUCAACUCCAAUAGUUGAAAGUAUACAGAAUUACUUUUUGACUCCCGUUUCGUGUCGGUGCUUUUUAUACAUACUGAUAAAGUUUGAGGCUAUGCGAUGGGAGGUAAAGUCUUUGCUGACGUUCCCUUACACACAGAAGUUUCCCCGCUUCUUUUUUGGCGCUGAUCCAAAAGCUCAAAAGGUCGACAGGUUGACCUCCCCUUUUGUGCUGUUACCAAUUUUACAGAACAGUUGCACAAGUUGGAAAAAUGCUGGCAACAGGAUGAGAGAGCUUUAGGUUGAAUAAAUGACUGAGGUUAUCCUUUCACACAAACAGUUUCUGGCCUCUGUUAUGGUUCUGACAAAAUUGCAAGGCUGACUUUGGUGUGUCGGUACAGUUUCUGCAGAAAAAAAAACUGCUAAUCCAGGCAUGAAAAAAUAAUUAGGUCUGGUUCUGACUCCCCUUGGUGCUUUCCGGCUCUGUUACGGGUCUGGUACCCCUCAACUCCAAAGGUGGAAAGUUUACAGAUUGACUUUUUGACUCCCGUUUUGUGUCGGUGCCGAUUAUAUGGACAGAUAAAGUUUGAGGUUAUGUGAUCGGAGCUAAAGUCAUUGCGGAAUUUCCCCUUCCACACAUAUGUUUUCCCGCUUCUUUUAUGGCUCUGAUCUGAAAGCUUAAAAAGGUCGACAGGUUGACAUGUCAUUUCGUGUUGUUACCGUUUAUACAGAGCAGUCGCACAAGUUGUACAAAUGCUGACAACAGGAUGAGAGAGCUUCAGGUUGAAUAAGUAACUGGGGGUACCCUUUCACACAUGCCUUACAGAUCUGGUAAAAUUGCAUGGGUGACUUUAACUCUCUCUUUGCGUGUCGGUGCUGUUUCUACAGAAAAGCGACAGAAAAAAAACUGCUGUUCCAGGCAUGAAAAAAAUAAUUCGGUCUGGUUUUGACUCUGUUACGGCUCUGAUACUCCUCAACUCCAAUGGUUGAAAGUUAACAGAUUUACUUUUUGACUCGCGUUUUGUGUCCGAGCCGUUUAUAUGGACUGAUAAAGUUUGAGGCUAUUGGUAGCUAAAGUCAUUGCAGAAUUUCUCUUGCACACAGAUGUUUUCCCGCUUCUUUUAUGGCUCUGAUCUAAAACCUCAUACAGGUCGACAGGGUGACCUCUCAUUUUGUACUGUUACAGUUUAUACAGAACAGUCGCACAAGUGGAAAAAAAGCCGGUAAUCGAGUGAGAGAGCUUCUGGUUGAAUAAAUGACUGAGGUUAUCCGUUCACACAAGCGGUGUCCUGCUUCUGUUAUGAUUCUGAUAAAAUUGCAAGGCCGACUUUGGCGUGUCGGUACUGUUUCUGCAGAAAAAAACUGCUGUUUCAGGUAUGAAAAAAUAAUUAGGUUUGGUUUUGACUCCCCCUGCUCCUUUCCCGGCUCUGUUACGGCUCUGAUACCCAUCAACUCCAAAAGUUGAAAGUUUACAGAUUUACUUUUUGACUCCCGUUUUGUGUCGGUGCCUUUUUUACGGACUGAUAAUGUUUGAGGCUAUUGGUAGCUUAUGUCAUUGCAGAAUUUCCCUUGCACACAGAUGUUUUCCCACUUCUUUUAUAGCUCCGAUCCAAAAGCUCAAAAAGGCUGCAAGAGUAACCUACCAUUUUGUUUGCUGUUCCCAUUUCUGCAGAACAGUCACACGUGGCUAUCAUAGGCUGCCAGUAAGGACGAUGCGUCCCGACUGUGUUACAGUUCUGAUACUACCUCCAAAAAGGUGCAAAAUUGCCAGGUUCACUUCGGCUUUCCCGUUGUGUGUCGGUACCGUUUCUACAGAACAGUGACACAUAAACAAUCUAGUGUCUGGUGUGGAACGUCACUGCUGUUCAGGUAUUGUUAAAAAAAACCUUUACACACAGGUGCUGUCCUGCCUCUGUUACAGCUCAAAUACUACCUCCAAAAAGUGGAAUAUUGUCAACGCAACAUGUUGCCUCCUGUUUUGCGUGCAUGCCGUUUAUACUGACAAACAGAAGACGGGAACAAUGGCGGUUUCCACAUGAAAAGAGCUAAAGUCCUGUUCAUUCAGAGACUGUCAAAACUUACUAUCUGGAAUGUUGACUGACAGCUGUCAUUUGUAGACCAAGGAACCUGAGGUCAAAGUUCAAGACAGUGCAUGUUUGUUUUGGCACUUUUUCUACACUUUUCAACAAGUCUUUGUAUUAGUCAGAGUCACAAAAAAACUGGUUAAACAGUUCAAAGGAGGGGUGUCCCGAUACAUUUUCACUUUCGAUACAAUACCAGUGUACCUGUAUUAUUUUCUACUGUGGAAUGUUGGAAGGGUGAAGUGAAAAGAGUCACAGAAUAAUGAAAAGCAAGAACCUGUUUAUUAUUAACUGUCCGGAAUGGUCUUGUGCUGUCUUUAAAAGGAAGUUGAAUGGGAAUUAUGUCAGCGGGCACGAUAAUUCUUCAAGUUAAGACCAUAAGUUAAGACUCAGUUGAAUGAUGCAGACACGUUUGUUGCUAGUUACUUUCUUCUUUUUUUUUUGCAAACAUUUGUUUAUUGGUUUUAGACUGCAAUAUUGUCCAAUUAAGGACAAUUAUUAUGGAUGCUAGCUUGUGUGCUAUUGUAUGCUUAGCUGUUGUGUAGCUGCUAGCUCCUAGUCGCCUCAAUCCGACAAUAUUUACCUUUUGCAAUAUAUACAAUAUAUGACCAACCUUGUGUGUUAACUGGAUGAUAUUUAGAUGUCAACUGGCUUUAUUGGAACAUUUAUCGGACAGUUUUGAAGCAAGCAGAUAUACAAAUAUGGUAAAUAAAAACAAAAUACAAUGAUUUGCAAAUCCUUUUCAACUUCUAUUAAAUUGAAUAGACUGCAAAGAGAAGAUAUUUAACGUUCGAAAUGGUAAAGGUUGUUAUUCUUUGCAGAUAUUAGCUCAUUUGGAAUUUGAUUCCUGCAACAUGUUUCAAAAAAGCUGACACAAGUGGCAAAAAAGACUGAGAGAGUUGAGGAAUGCUCAUAAAACACUUAUUUGUAACAUCCCACAGGUGAGCAGGCUAAUUGGGAACAGGUUGGUGCCAUGAUUGUUAUGAAAGCAGCUUCCAUGAAAUGCACAAACAGUGAUGGGGCGAGGGUCAUCACUUUGUCAACAAAUGCGUGAGCAAAUUGUUGAAAAGUUAAAGAACAACAUUUCUUAACCACCUAUUGCAAGGAAAUUUAGGGAUUUCACCAUCUACGGUCCGUAAUAUCAUCAAAAGGUUCAGGGAAUCUGGAAAAAUCACCGCACGUAAGCGGCAAACGUGGAUUGCCCGUGACCUUCGAUCCCUCAGGCGGUACUGCAUCAAAAAGCGACAUCACUGUGUAAAGGAUAUCACCACAUGGGCAUUGGAACGCUUCAGAAAACUACUGUCAGUAACUACAGUUCAUCGCUACAUAUGUACGUGAAAGUCAAAACUACUAAUCAAAGCGAAAGCCAUUAAUCAACAACACCCAGAAACGCCGCCAGCUUUGCUGGGCCAGAAGUCAUCUAAGAUGGACUGGUGAAAAGUGGAAAAGUGUUAUGUGGUCUGACAAGUCCACAUUUCAAAUAGUUUUUAGAAACUGUGGACGUUGUGUCCUCCGUACCAAAGAGGAGAAGAACCAUCCAGACUGUUAUAAGCGCAAAGUUCAAAAGCCAGCAUCUGUGAUGGUAUGGGGGUGUAUUAGUGCCAAAGGCAUGGGUAACUUACACAUCUGUGAAGGCACCAUUAAUGCUGAAAGGUACAUACAGGUUUUGGAGCAACAUAUGUUGCCAUCCGAGCAACAAUAUAAUGGACGCCCCUGCUUAUUUCAGCAAGACAAUGCCAAGCCACGUGUUACAACAGCAUGGCUUUGUAGUAAAAGGGGGAGGGUACUAGAUGGGCCUGCCUGUAGUCCAGACCUGUCUCCCAUUGAAAAUGUGCGGCACAUUAUGACCUAAAAUACCACAACGGAGACCCCGGACUGUUGAACAACUUAAGCUCUACAUCAAGCGAGAAUGGGAGAAAAAAUCCACCUGAAAAACUUCAAAAAUGUGUCUCCUCAGUUCCCAAACAUUUACUGAGUGUUGUUAAAAGGAAAGGCCAUGAUACACAGUGGUAAAAAUGCCCCUGUGACAACUUUUUUGCAAUGUGUUGCUGCCAUUAAAAUCCAAGUUAAUGAUUAUUUGCAACAUACAUCCAUUUUCUACCGCUUUUCCCGUUCGAGGUCGCAGGGGGCCUCUGGAGCCUAUCUCAGCUACAUUCGGGCGGAAGGCGGGGUACACUCCGGACAAGUCGCCACCUCAUCACAGGGAAAAAAACAGUUCUCAGCUUGAACAUUAAAUAUCUUGUCUUUGCAGUCCAUUAAUGAAAAGGAUUUGCAAAUAAUUGUAUUCUCUUUUUAUUUACCAUUUACACAACGUGCCAACUUCACUGGUUCUGGACUUGUUUUUUGCUGAUGUUCCAUAUCAAUAUGGGAUCAGGACAUCCCUAGUUUAAAUGUAUGAAUGUGCAAUGUUUUGUUCCACCUUUAACCCAAUAGACAUUAGUUUUUUUGUGAAUGUAACUCUCAUCAUUUUAUUAUAUUUGAUGAGCUGUUUUAAACUUCCAUGGUCGUCAUGACUGCGGAAGGAAAACCAUAUACGUCCGCUCUAAAAUGCCACCUGUAGCGUAAGAUUGCAAAAUCUAUAAGUAGAGUUUUGAUUUGGUAUUCUUGCUCGGUGUAAAUACUGGUGUGAGGUUUAGAUGAUUUGUGCAGAAAAAAAAAAGAAUAUAUUGUGUUUGAUUUAAAUCAACCUGCUUGUCACUAACUGUGUUUAUCCAGCAGAUGGUAAAUUGCAUGCAAAGUGCCUUAAGCGUCCCAGCACAUGUUGUGAGGUUGUGACAUCACGCCCGGAUGAGGCGUGGGAUGGAUGACAUGGUGGCAAACUGCAUGGAGAGCCCCGCUUGUGUUACUUGCUAUUGCUGGACAAUCUUAUUCAAUAUUGUAUUAACUGCAUAAAGGAACCCCAACCCUCACUGAUGACCCCUUUUUUCCAAUGUCCCCCGUCAGCGACUUAUUUUUUUUUGUUUGUUGCUUGGCUGCAUUGGAACAGCAUUGUAAAUACAAAUUAAAGGAAAUAAAGUAAGACUUUAACAAAGUGUUAUUUUACACAUACAA
Nerophis ophidion (straightnose pipefish) is the source of this 12110-nucleotide messenger RNA. It is a transcript of the gene itga7, whose product is annotated as integrin, alpha 7. Gene Ontology annotation, cellular component: integrin complex; external side of plasma membrane. NCBI's taxonomy places the organism in Eukaryota, Metazoa, Chordata, Actinopteri, Syngnathiformes, Syngnathidae. The transcript has 25 exons. Gene Ontology annotation, molecular function: integrin binding. Gene Ontology annotation, biological process: cell adhesion mediated by integrin; leukocyte migration; cell-cell adhesion. Bases 178 to 3576 code for a protein of 1132 amino acids. The record is from RefSeq and is a predicted model, not a curated record.